Molecule: messenger RNA, 1700 nt
Organism: Mizuhopecten yessoensis (Yesso scallop)
Lineage: Eukaryota; Metazoa; Mollusca; Bivalvia; Pectinida; Pectinidae
Product: major facilitator superfamily domain-containing protein 1-like
Exons: 14
Coding region: 263-1684 (473 amino acids)
Biological process (GO): transmembrane transport
Molecular function (GO): transmembrane transporter activity
Source: RefSeq, a predicted model, not a curated record
UUCUGGGUGUAUAGCGUUAUAGGGACGAUAACAGUUUACAGUUAUAUAGUAUAGGGAUGAUGGUGAGAUACCGUUACUGAUUAUAAACGGGGGUGGACUUGACUAAAACUGAUGGUGGUGAAGCUUGUAUCUGACGAUUUAGAUGAUAUGUAUAAAAGCAGUGAAGGGUGAUUUGGAUAAAAACACCAACUAGAAGAAUUUUGCAUUUAGGCACACAGAGAGUUCAGUUAUAAUCCAUGACGCAAUAACGCAACACAGUGAUAUGAAAAUACAUGAAUGGAGGUGGCGCUAUCCAAUCCUAGUAUGUGACUGUCUGCUGGCCCUAGGCUGUUACUAUAAUAUUGGCGUUCCCAGUGCUUUGCAGGCCGACAUUCAGGGAUCAGGGGAUUAUAAUUGUACACACAACAAUGUCUCUGGAUCUGCUCAUGCUACCUGCUGUGAGGAGUGUCUAGGCCUUGGUCCUCAGAAGUACAACCUCCUGUUCUCCGUUCUGUCAUGGACGUCAGCGAUCGUCUCAAUACCAGGAGGGUUCUUCAUAGACAAGAUAGGAAACAGGGCCUCUGCCGUGUUGAUCCCGACGAUAUUCUCCACGGGUAUGCUGCUGUUUGCGUUGGCGGGGUCCCCGGUUAUUCGGGGUACGCCCUAUAUGUUUCCCCUUAUGCUAAUUGGCAGGAUGACUCUCGGCUUCGGCACUGGUCCUGGAAGAGUUUUACAGAACCGGGUGGUGUCUUUCUGGUUUAGAGACAACAGCGUAAUGCCUGUUAGCUUCCUCAUCUUCACUAUAAGGUCGGGUAACGUCCUAAAUUUCUUCCUCACCGCUAACCUUGCGCAGUGGUUCGGGCUGCCCUGGAGUCUAUGGAUUGGGGCGCUCGUCUGCUGCAUCGGGCUGGUAGCAGGUAUCGGUCUGGCCGUCCUCGACAGCAUCGGAACAAAACAACUGGACGAAGAGGCGCGCAAACAAAUGGAAUCAAAGCCAAUUAACUUAAGAGACAUGAAGAGCUUCCCCUCCUCCUACUGGUAUCUGAUCGUGAUGCUCACCUGUUUCUACAGCUCUGUCAUUCCCUUCGUCUCCAAUGCCACAAAAUUUUUCCAGGACCGUUAUGGUUACUCCAAGACUGAUGCAUCUUACGUCAAUGGCGCUGUAUACGACGUGGCGCUGCUGGCUCCAAUCUUUGGGAAAAUACUGGAAAAGAUAGAUUGCCAUGGUAUCGUGGGAAUGGUGGCAACCUUAGUGACAAUACCUGUGUACUUGACGCUCGCUUACGUGUCGCAGGUGUCGCCACUAGCUAUGUCCAUCUGUAUCGGCGUCACCUUCAACUGCAAUGCGAUAAUCUUGUGGCAGGCUAUGAUGGCAAUGAUACCCCCGACGUCGUACGGGACAGCGGCCGGUCUGGCGUCCAGCUGUAUGGGAAUAGGUAUGGGGACGUCCGCCCUUAUUGUGGGCACCAUCCUUGGACAAAAAGAGGAGAAGGAUGUAGAUGUCCGGCUCCAGAAGUACCAGUAUAUGCUGUUGUUGUUCGCCUGUCUCACUGCAUUGUCUUUCCUAAGUGCAGUCUUCAUGAACGUAUCCGAUAUACGAUCAGAGUGCAAUAUAAACAGACGACUUCGUAAACGUACACCACCAUUGGAUAAAACUGGAUCUGAAACCGACCCACUUAUCUCAGAUAAUUCUGUUAAUAAAUAACGUUACAAUAUGUGCG